Platichthys flesus (European flounder) is the source of this 1117-nucleotide messenger RNA. RefSeq names its product synuclein, gamma b (breast cancer-specific protein 1) (gene sncgb). Gene Ontology annotation, molecular function: cuprous ion binding. The record is from RefSeq and is a predicted model, not a curated record. NCBI's taxonomy places the organism in Eukaryota, Metazoa, Chordata, Actinopteri, Pleuronectiformes, Pleuronectidae. Gene Ontology annotation, cellular component: cytoplasm; neuronal cell body; axon terminus. Gene Ontology annotation, biological process: chemical synaptic transmission; synaptic vesicle endocytosis; synapse organization. The transcript has 6 exons. Bases 545 to 904 code for a protein of 119 amino acids.
CCAUAUGAAGUGAAAAAAAAAAAACCUCUUCAUCUCCAGUGCUAAAGCCCUGCCGGUUAUGUAACAGUUCUCACAAGCUCAAUAUCCAGAAAGGUGUGUCCAGAGCAACGUGUCAAUCAAAAAAUAAGCAAACAGCGUGCUGGAGGCUGAGUGAGAAUCAUUAGGAGAAAGAGAUGGAUGAGAGUAGAGGGAUGGCUGAGGGGCGGGACUGCAGCAUGACUUGAAAAUGCUGCAGCAUCCGGCCAUCCCUCCUCUUCCUCCUCCUCCUCCUCCUCCUCCUCCUCCUCCUCUCUCCAUCUCGUGCGUACCCGUCGUUUCCUCCACCGUCUCUCUCUCAGUCUGCGUGCUGUAGCCUUGCUGUACAGUCCUCUGAAACCUUCUGUUGUGCAGCACCAAAGGGAGGAGGAGCCACCGGCACUAGCAUACACACUCACUCGCACAGACCAACACUCUCCUGACAUCCCUCCUGCAAAUCCACUGUAAGCACCAGUCAGCCAGCCAGGCCCGUUUGGAGCAGGGGAGCCCAGCCGUCUCGUCACCCAAGAUGGAUGUACUGAUGAAGGGGUUUUCCAUGGCCAAGGAGGGAGUGGUGGCCGCCGCAGAGAAGACCAAAGCAGGCAUGGAGGAGGCAGCAGCCAAGACCAAGGAAGGGGUGAUGUAUGUAGGCAAUAAGACAAAGGAGGGAGUUGUGUCAUCAGUAAACACAGUGGCCAACAGGACCGUGGACCAGACCAACAUCGUGGGAGACGCAGGGGUUGCCGGAACCAACGAGGUGUUACAGGCGGGUGGGGAGGGCGUAGAGAACGUCGCUGCAUCAACCGGGUUGAUCAACCAGGAGGAGCCUGUAUACGAGGGAGAGUAUGGAGGGAUGGAACAGGGUGGCCAAGGAGGAGAGGGGUAUUAGUUGUCUUCAGGACCCCCCCCACCCGCCUCCAGUCUUCUCCAGCAGCCCCCCCGGCCCCCUUCCCCUUGCAGACUCCAGAUGUUCAACAUAUUUUUUUGUGACUCUACGGAACCAAAUCAACUAAAACAGACUCUUCCAGAUGCAGCACCUCAGCCCCUGUAUCCCCCCCCCUCCUCCUCACACACCCCUGCCUCCCAACCCCACCCCACCCCC